Humulus lupulus (European hop) is the source of this 1858-nucleotide messenger RNA. RefSeq names its product vacuolar protein sorting-associated protein IST1-like. Gene Ontology annotation, biological process: protein transport. The transcript is spliced from 5 exons. The coding region runs from base 144 to 1472 and encodes 442 amino acids. NCBI's taxonomy places the organism in Eukaryota, Viridiplantae, Streptophyta, Magnoliopsida, Rosales, Cannabaceae. The record is from RefSeq and is a predicted model, not a curated record.
UGUUGGUUUUUUUUUUUUUUUUUUGUGUGUGACAAAUAAAAACCAUCCUGGACACCAAGUUGGGCUGCUAAUAAUCCUUUAUAUAAGCAAGUUUUUAAGGGUAAAACUUCUGAAAAACUCUUAAACAAAGCUUGAUAAGAAACAUGGGUCGGAAAUUGGAUGCACUUCUGGGGAGAAACUUCAAGGUGUCAAAAUUCAAAACCAUUACAAAACUAGCUAUUUCAAGGAUUUCCAUACUCUCGAACCAACACCAAACUAGGUUGUCACAUGCUCGUUCUGAUGUUAAGGAGCUACUUCAGCUUAAUCACCAAGAACGAGCUCUCCUUCGUAUUGAGCGUGUAACAAUGGAGCAGAACAUGUUGGACGCGCUUUCCAUGGUAGAACUUUACUGCCAUCUCCUCCUCGACAGAAUCAAGCUCAUGGGGAAAAGGAAAGGAGAGCCAUGUCCUGAAGAGCUUAAGGAGGCAGUAUCAAGCUUGAUCUAUGCAGCUUCAAGAUGCGGUGAAUUCCCAGAGCUUCACAAGAUCCGUGAAGCUUUGACCUCCAAAUAUGGCAAGGACUUUGCUGCUCGUGCAGUUGAACUACGCAACAACUGUGAAGUGAAUCCCAAGAUGGUACAAAAGUUUUCAACUAGGAAGCCAAGUUUCGAAACCAGAAUGAAAGUUUUGAAGGAGAUUGCUUCUGAAUGCGGUGUAACUCUUGAUUUAGAAGACGAUUCUGUGAAUGAUCAUAAGCGGGAGAAGCUGAAUAUGAAGGAGCAGGAGCAGGAGCAGGAGCUUACUAAAGCUUCUGCUAACUUGGAUGACACUACCCAGAAAUUACAUGAUACUGUUUUGAGUGAAGAGACCAAGCAAGCAGUGCACUUCUCUGAAUCAAUGAAAACUAGAAGAAAGUACAGAGACGUGGCAGAUGCUGCCCAAGAAGCAUUUCAAUCAGCAGCUUAUGCAGCCAACGCUGCAAGAGCUGCUGUUGAACUCUCCAUGUCCUUAUCAAUAGAUAAGGGUUUUGAGGAUCGUCACGGUUCAGAUAAUCAAGGUGGGAAUGCGUCAGAUUUCGGUAUUUCUUCUACAACCAAAGCUGAUAUGACCAACACUUAUGCAGCCUCAGGAGAGUCUGAAGAUUUAGAUAACAGACAGAGUUCUGAAAAGAUUGAAAUUGUUGAAACCGUCGAGGAACUGGGCUCAGAAUCAGAAUCAGAAUCUGAACCAGAAUCAGAAUCAGAAGGUGAAGACAAUAGUAAUCUGGGAGAUGUAGCAGGGAAGGAAAAGAAACCAAUAGAAAGAAAACCAUCCUCUUCAUAUUCAGAUACUGACAAAAGAGAGAGAGGAACGUGUCUCGACCAGCAUGAUUUGGAUUCCUUUAGCGUACCCAAAUCUCCAAUGAACAAGCAUUACAGAACGUUUAAUGCAACUACAGAUGACCAUUUAUCACACGAGGACAGUAUUAAGCCUUCAUCCAAAUCUACACCGUGAUUUACAUAUAUUUCACGGGUUGGUUUCUUUGGUCUGAGUUUAUAAGAAUGAAUAAGCUGGAAAUUUAUAAGUACAGCACUGAAAAUCGAGCUAGAAAGACGGUGUACGCGAGGAGUACUUGGUGAGUUCAUGGGGGAGAAUGGUAUAAAUUUAUUUAAUUUUUUUGUACAAAUAGUUCAUGAUGAGUGAGCUUUCAACGCACUGAGUUAGUUUUCGAAUAUAGAAUUUUGAAUAAGUAUAUUUUUGAGUGAAUUGGUUUGUCUUGUAGAAUUACGACUAGGAGGUUGUUAUUGUGCUUUUUGGGAUAGCCCUCUUGUAUUGAUGUGUUAAUGUUGUCUAUAAUAUAUUCUACUUAUCCAUUUUAGAUAAGUAAUUAAAGCCCUUAA